AUGGUGGAGGUGGGAAAGGAGAAGUUCCAUAAAUCCCAACAUUGGGGCUUUUGCAACAAUGUAAGGAUGCUAGUAAGUGAUGAGAAACCUGGAAUAGGUGGAGUACCACUUAUUGGGCAAAAGAUAAAGCCUAAAUAUGGUGCAUAUCCUAAAGGAGAAGGAAUUGAUGUGCCAUCCUGGGUAGCUUUUGAUAAACAGGUAUUAUCUUUUGAUGCCUAUGUGGAAGAUGAAGUGCCUGAUAAAAACCAAGAAAACUAUAGAAUAAGAUACUAUAAAAUCUACUUCUACCUUGAAGAUGACACAAUUCAAGUGAAUGAACCAGAGGUGAAAAAUAGCGGACUGCCUCAAGGGACUUUUAUCCGCCGUCAUCGGAUUUCUCUCCCACCCCCUGAUGAUGAUCAGUUUUAUACUGUAUAUCAUUUCAAUAUCAACACAGAUGUUGUCUUCUAUGGCCGGACAUUCAAGAUUUAUGAAUGUGAUGCAUUCACAAAAAACUUUUUGAAGAAAAUAGGAGUGAAAUUAAACCCCCCUGGACAUUGUCCAGAAGAUCCUUAUAUGAAGGUGCGGAGAGAGAAACUAGACUGUGUAGAUCCCUUUCGUCCUUAUGAGUCCUUUGACACUCUGAAACAGUUCCUCCAAUAUGAUGGGAAGGUUUUGCGAUUCUUCUGCCUAUGGGAUGACUCAGACUCGUUGUUUGGGGACCGGAGAGAACUCGUCCUGCAUUACUUCUUGUCUGACGAUACUGUGGAAAUCAAAGAAGUGAUACCACACAACUCAGGCCGAGAUGCUAUGUCAUGGUUCCUCCGGAGGAGUAAGCUACCCAAGCACGGCCCACCUGGGAUCUAUCAACCAGGCCAGAUAACAGACCGAGCAGUUCUCAAAGUGUAUGGUGGCUUGGCAGAGAAGCGAGUGGAUGGCUACCUGUUAGAUAAAUACAAGCUAGGAAAACUAGACCAAGAGUAUUACAAAGAUAGUGACCUGACUAUAGGAACCUACAUCAAUGUGUGGGGAAGGAAAGUGCUCCUCUGCGACUGUGAUGAAUUUACAAAGUCUUAUUUUAAGGCUAAAUAUGGAGUUGAGAACUUUACCUCCAUUUCGUGCAAGGCUCCUCCUCUUCCAAAAAUAGAAAGGAAAUUUCCACCUUACAUGGGCUUUGGAUCUGAAGAGGAUUCUCUCCGUUCCUGCAUAGGCCUUGUGCCCACACCUCACCAGAGAAACUUCAAGAAAUGCAUGGAAGAAGACAGGUAUGGCAAUGUAAGCAAUAUACUCCGGUUUUUUGCAAAACUAAUCACAGACAAAUGUGCUGAUGUGGACAGGAUGUUUGUUAUUUCAUAUUUUCUCAGCGAUGAUACACUUUCAGUGUUUGAACCUAUAGAGAGGAAUUCAGGGCUCACUGGUGGGAUGUUUUUGAAAAGAAUUCGUGUUAAGAGGCCUGGACAAGAAAUCUUUAAAAGUGAACUAUCAGAAUAUAUCAAGUCUGAGGAGCUGUAUGUUGGAGCCAAACUGAAUGUGAAUGGCUACCUAUUUCUUUUGCUCAAUGCUGAUGAGUACACCUUAAACUACAUGGAGAAUAAUACAAACAGGUUUCCGUUUAGCAGCAUCGAAUUUGCCCUACAAAAGCUGAAAGACUUAGAAUCGAAAUCAAAAGAUAUCAAGCAGGUAUUUGCAGCUGCUGACCCUAGACACACAAAGGUUUUGGAUUAUAAUACAUUCAGAGAUUUAUUGAUGAAUGUAACAUCUAGGAGGCUUAUAGACCAGGAGGUUAUCACCAUUGCACGCUACUACCGUGUGCCUGAGGACAUGAGUACAGAUGUGAAUAUCUUAAUUGCACAGGCCCAUGAAAAGCUCAAGAAAAAUAUAUAUGAGAAUUUUGACAGACUCAUUUUUAACUGUGUGUAUGAAGAUCGAGAAAAAAAACAUGUAUUACCCACCAAAGACAUCCAAAGGCUGUGCAAGUCCUCCAGGUUACCUUUGAGUGAUGAUCUUCUAGGAAACUUACUAUCCAGGUUUGAAGAUAGUGAACAUCAAAUAAAUUAUGAGUCAUUUUUCUCUGCCCUGAACUGGAGAAUGAAUCCAAUGCCUGAAUUGUCAGCCCCAUCGUACCUUAAAGAGAAAUGUGAAGAUGUUUGGCUCGGAAUGCCAUCACCUAUUCCUGUGAAAUUCAUUAGAUACUUAGACCUUUUGAGGGAUGUGUUUGGCUUAGAGGAGGAGGAACCAUGAGACACUUUGAAUCAACUUCCUUUGAUGUACCUCUCUAAUUUUGCCAAGUUUAUUUUAGUAGAUAUAAUUUUAUUAAAUGCAAAAAGAAACAAGGUUCAUAUUGAAUAGAAAUCUAU
Marmota flaviventris (yellow-bellied marmot) is the source of this 2336-nucleotide messenger RNA. RefSeq names its product EF-hand domain containing 2 (gene Efhc2). Gene Ontology annotation, biological process: regulation of neuron projection development. Gene Ontology annotation, cellular component: microtubule. The record is from RefSeq and is a predicted model, not a curated record. Lineage: Eukaryota; Metazoa; Chordata; Mammalia; Rodentia; Sciuridae.